AUGGAGGUGCAGUUAGGGCUGGGGAGGGUCUACCCCCGGCCACCGUCCAAGACCUAUCGAGGAGCUUUCCAGAACCUGUUCCAGAGUGUGCGCGAAGUGAUCCAGAACCCGGGCCCCCGGCACCCUGAAGCCGCGAGCGCAGCACCUCCCGGCGCCCAUUUGCAGCAGCAACAGGAGACCAGUCCCAGGCAGCAGCAGCAGCAGGGUGAGGAUGGCUCACCUCAAACCCAGAGCAGAGGCCCCACAGGCUACCUGGCCCUGGAGGAGGAACAGCAGCCUUCACAACAGCCCUCAGCCCCCGAGGGCCACCCGGAGAGCGGUCGCGUCCCAGAGGCCAGAGCCGCCUUGGCCGCCGGCAAGGGGCUGCAGCAGCAGCCACCAGCACCUCCGGACGAGGAUGACUCAGCUGCCCCAUCCACGUUGUCCCUGCUGGGCCCCACUUUCCCAGGCUUAAGCAGCUGCUCCGCCGAUCUUAAAGACAUACUGAGCGAAGCCGGUACCAUGCAACUCCUUCAGCAGCAGCAGCAGGAGGUAGUAUCAGAAGGCAGCAGCAGCGGGAGAGCGAGGGAGGCAGCCGGGGCUCCCACCUGCUCCAAGGACAGUUACCUAGGCUGCAGUUCGACCAUCUCGGACAGUGCCAAAGAGUUGUGUAAGGCAGUGUCGGUGUCUAUGGGCUUGGGUGUGGAGGCAUUGGAGCAUCUGAGCCCUGGAGAACAGCUUCGGGGAGAUUGCAUGUACGCCCCGCUCCUGGGAGGUCCACCCGCUGUGCGUCCCACUUCUUGCGCCCCGCGGGCGGAAUGCAAAGGUUCUCUGCUGGAUAAUGGCCCAGGCAAGGGCACCGAAGAGACUGCUGAAUAUUCCCCUUUCAAGGCAGGUUACGCCAAAGGGCUGGAUGGCGAGAGCCUGGGCUGCUCUGGCAGCGGCGAAGCCGGGGGCUCCGGAACGCUUGAGCUGCCAUCCACUCUGUCUCUCUACAAACCUGGAGCAGUAGACGAGGCAGCAGUUUAUCAGAGUCGCGACUACUAUAACUUUCCGCUAGCCCUGCCCGGGCCGCCGCCCCCUGCGCCGCCUCCCCAUCCUCACGCCCGCAUCAAGCUGGAGAACCCGCUGGACUAUGGCAGCGCCUGGGCCGCGGCGGCGCAAUGCCGCUAUGGGGACUUGGCGGGCCUGCACGGCGGGGGUGCAGCGGGACCGGGCUCGGGCUCACCCUCAGCCGCUGCCUCCUCUUCCUGGCACACUCUCUUCACAGCGGAAGAAGGCCAGCUGUAUGGGCCCUGUAGCGGGGGCGGGGGUGGCAGCGCAGGCGAGGCAGGUACUGUAGCCCCCUAUGGCUACACUCGGCCACCUCAGGGGCUGGCUGGCCAGGAAGGCGACUUCCCCCCACCCGAUGUGUGGUAUCCCGGCGGCAUGGGGAGCAGAGUGCCCUAUCCAAGUCCCAGUUGUGUCAAAAGCGAGAUGGGUCCCUGGAUGGAGAGCUACUCCGGACCUUACGGGGACAUGCGUUUGGAGACUGCCAGGGAUCAUGUUCUGCCCAUUGACUAUUACUUUCCACCCCAGAAGACCUGCCUGAUCUGUGGGGACGAAGCUUCUGGCUGUCACUAUGGAGCUCUCACUUGUGGAAGCUGCAAAGUCUUCUUUAAAAGAGCCGCUGAAGGGAAACAGAAGUACCUAUGUGCCAGCAGAAAUGAUUGCACCAUCGAUAAAUUCCGAAGGAAAAAUUGUCCAUCUUGUCGCCUCCGGAAAUGCUAUGAAGCAGGGAUGACUCUGGGAGCCCGGAAGUUAAAGAAACUUGGUAAUCUGAAACUACAGGAGGAAGGGGAGGCUUCCAGCGCCACCAGCCCCACUGAGGAGCCAACCCAGAAGCUGACGGUGUCACACAUUGAAGGCUAUGAGUGUCAGCCCAUCUUUCUGAAUGUCCUGGAAGCCAUUGAGCCUGGCGUGGUGUGUGCUGGACAUGACAACAAUCAGCCGGACUCCUUUGCAGCCUUGCUCUCUAGCCUCAAUGAAUUGGGUGAAAGACAGCUUGUACAUGUGGUCAAGUGGGCCAAGGCCUUGCCUGGCUUCCGCAACUUGCACGUGGACGACCAGAUGGCAGUCAUUCAGUACUCCUGGAUGGGGCUUAUGGUGUUUGCCAUGGGCUGGCGGUCCUUCACCAAUGUCAACUCCAGGAUGCUCUACUUCGCCCCUGACCUGGUUUUCAAUGAGUACCGCAUGCACAAGUCCCGGAUGUACAGCCAAUGUGUCCGAAUGAGGCAUCUCUCUCAAGAAUUUGGAUGGCUCCAAAUCACCCCCCAAGAAUUCCUGUGCAUGAAGGCACUGCUGCUCUUCAGCAUUAUUCCAGUGGAUGGGCUGAAAAAUCAAAAAUUCUUUGAUGAACUUCGAAUGAACUACAUCAAGGAACUUGAUCGUAUCAUUGCGUGCAAGAGAAAAAAUCCCACAUCCUGCUCAAGGCGCUUCUACCAACUCACCAAGCUCCUGGACUCUGUGCAGCCUAUUGCACGAGAGCUGCAUCAGUUCACUUUUGACCUGCUAAUCAAGUCCCACAUGGUGAGCGUGGACUUUCCAGAAAUGAUGGCAGAGAUCAUCUCUGUGCAAGUGCCCAAGAUCCUUUCUGGAAAAGUCAAGCCCAUCUAUUUCCACACGCAGUGAAGCUUUGGAAACCCCCAUUUCCUCACCUCACCCUACUCCCCUUUUCAGAUAUCUUCUGCCUGUUAUAACUCUGCACUACUUCUCUGCAGUGCCUUGGGGAAUUUCCUCUAUUGAUGUACAGUCUGUCAUGAAGAUGUUCCUGAGUUC
Molecule: messenger RNA, 2796 nt
Organism: Equus caballus (horse)
Lineage: Eukaryota; Metazoa; Chordata; Mammalia; Perissodactyla; Equidae
Gene: AR
Product: androgen receptor
Biological process (GO): androgen receptor signaling pathway; positive regulation of transcription by RNA polymerase II; male gonad development
Cellular component (GO): nucleus; chromatin
Molecular function (GO): nuclear receptor activity; zinc ion binding; steroid binding
Source: RefSeq, marked provisional